Protopterus annectens (West African lungfish) is the source of this 2610-nucleotide messenger RNA. It is a transcript of the gene STN1, whose product is annotated as STN1 subunit of CST complex. The transcript has 12 exons. NCBI's taxonomy places the organism in Eukaryota, Metazoa, Chordata, Ceratodontiformes, Protopteridae. The record is from RefSeq and is a predicted model, not a curated record. Gene Ontology annotation, molecular function: single-stranded telomeric DNA binding. Gene Ontology annotation, cellular component: chromosome, telomeric region; CST complex; site of double-strand break. The coding region runs from base 296 to 1546 and encodes 416 amino acids. Gene Ontology annotation, biological process: DNA replication; telomere capping; nucleotide-excision repair.
UUUUUCCCGCCGUGACGUAAUGCCGUUCCAUUCACUGCGCAUUGCAGCUGCUUAGACGGAAACACGGAGGCUAAUGUUUUGAAAUACGGCAAUGCCUUAGAAUUUUAGACGCAAGAAAAAUGGUAUAAAAUGCUAUAGAACGUUCUUUACCAGUUGCUGGUAUUGGAAUGAGAGGAAUAACCCCGUCAUGUGCUUUAGAAAUAUGUGCACAAACCCAACAGUCAGUAAUGGUCAUUUUGUAGUUUGUCUGAUCUUAUUACAUGAACCUACAUGCAGAUAAUCUGAUUUCACUUUAAUGCAUUCUGAUUUUGGGAAUGAUGAAGAACUCCCUUCACUGCUGUGGGGUCUUGAUCCUAUUUUCUCUGCCUACACUAAGCUGUACAUUAAAGACAUCCUCGAGAUAAAGGAAUCCAAGCACAUCCCAGGUAUAUUCUUUUACAAUUCACACCCAAUAAGUAAGGUGGAUGUCUUUGGAACUGUGGUUCUGACCCGGGAAAAAGAUCAUUUUUACACAUAUGGAGGUGAUAUUUUGCACCUGAUAAAACCAGAAACUGCUGUUACUGUUGUCCUGUGGCGUUCUGUGUGGAUUAAAACCAUUUUUUUAACCUUGGAUUUUGAGACGACUGGUGGAGUGUUUUCGCUUAUUGUGGAUGAUGGCACAGGAGUUAUAAGUUGCACUUGCUGGAAGAACAUAAGGCCGAAUGAGGGUCUGCCAACAGGCAUCAGUGCCCACCAGACUGUAUCUGGAGGUCUCAACAUUGCAGAGCAGCUGAGGAAGCUGCAGGAGCAUGAGCAGAAGAAUUCAAAACUGGAUAUUGGUGAUGUCAUCCAGGUCCGGGGACAGAUAAAAGUCUUUCGAGGACAACGAGAAGUAGUAGCACAAAGCUAUAGUAAGGUAGACGAUCCUGUAUUUGCAGUACAGAUUGCAAGGAUGCUGGAAGUGCCUUCUCUUUAUAGAAAUUUUUAUGACAAGCAGUUUCAAACUCAUCAGGUUCUGGAAAAUGACUCUCACCUUUCCAGAGGUCAAGAAGUCAGCAAUGUGUCAGUACAGGCUGAGAGAUUAAGUGAGAAGAUCUCGGACUUUUUGCAAGAGAGCAACAUAGAAAACUUCUACCAGCGUGAGCUGGAAAUUGUAGACUCCUUGACUGCUUUUGCCAGCAAGCCUUUACCAAGUUCCUCCUCAGCAGUCCAGGAAUACUUAGAACCAGGUACAACAGGAAGACAGAUACGUAGCCUGUUCCGAGAAGCCCUCUUGCUGCUGCAACAAAAGGGAGUUGUUUUCCAGAAAGCUACCAGACCAGAUGAAGUAUACCUAGUAACCGAUAAGGACAAAGUCUUGCAUAAGGUAAUCCUAAACACUAUACAGGAAGACUGCAAAAGGGAGAAAUAUGCUGAGAAGGGUUGUCAUUUUCUCCAUAUUUUUACCUGUGCCCGGCAGGCAUACAGUCCUUAUUUAACCAGCACCAUAGUGAAGAGGGUUUUGGAUAAACUGGAGAGUGGCAGUGAUAUUGUCAGCACAAUGGAGGGAUACUACACAGCAUUCUGAGAUGUUAUAUUUACAGCUUACAAAACAAACCUGAGACACUCCCCAGUGUCUCUUAGAGACAGUUGUUUAAUCCAUUAGACAAAGUAUGCACACAGCCUCCUGGUAGGCUGUCAUGCAACUACCAAGGUCUAGAGCUGCAGAAUGGGAAGAUGGGAAGCAAUGGAAAACUGAUGUCAAACAAGUAAUGUUUGAUUUGGAAGUGAUAACUUUCCCCAUUUGUGUUUUAUAAUGUUUCAGCUUUUAUUUUCUUUCUGGCAAUCAGAUGUGCAAGUACCAUGGAAUAGCUUAAGAAAGAUGAAUUCUCAUUAACUACUGUCUUAUUAGAUCAUUUAAAUCAUGCUUGGGGGAGCUGUUGUGGAACUCAAUCCCAGAUUACCUGUUUUUUUGCAGUAAGGAGUUGCAUGCAUUAAUAAUAAACCAUUUGUAAACAUGGUAAAAGUCAAGACUUCGUGUAAAGUUUUAAAUUCUUCUGUUUUUUUUAUUAGCAGCAGUACUACCACCUGGACAGGCAUAUAUGCACAUUAUUCCCACAAAUCUCCCAUUGUUUACACUGCAGUGUAUGAAGAUAGUUAUUUAAAUUUUGUUCAGAAAUCUCUGUGUGAGCACAGAUGGAAUAAUGCUAAUUCAGCAAAAAUGUAUCAUAGCUACUACUGAGAGAGGAAAGUGGGUUGUGAAAGUAUAGUCCCUGUGCUACAGGCAUCAGUGUCCUGUGUCAGCAUUAGAAACCUGCCUGUGUAUACAGAGUUUUUGUUUUGUUUGGCAUAGCUUUUAAAAUGCUGUUUUAAUGCAUUGUUUGAUAAAAUAUAAGUGCUGUGUUUGAUAAGUAAAGCAUGGAUCCUUUGCUACUAAUGGUUUAGGAGAUGCGCUGAUGAUUUCUUGCUAUUUUUUUAUUACCUAUUGCAUCUUUGAAGCCAGUAUGUUCUCCUUCUGUCAAUAAAUGUAUUUUUGCAGCAAUUAUAAUAAUUUUAUAUAAUUCAGAUAACUAUAUACAAAAGAAAAGAACAUCAUUACAAAUAUAUCGAUCAAGUCAACAAAUUCAUAAUACAAUAAAUUCAUUUUUAUAA